CUUAAAACUGUCGGGGUGGGAAGGCGAUUUGUAAUGCAAGCAGCCUAGCAUCUUAAGCUUCCGCUCCCUAGUGUCCUCUGGAUGAUGAGAUGGUUUCCUAUCUAGGAACGUUGGAUACGGAUCCUCUCCGCGCCUCUAUCUAUCUAACAGCCAGCUAACAAUCAAUUGAGAAAAUUACCUACUGAGGCUGCUCAAAACAUUCCAUGCCUUCACAGGCAAAAACUCCCUGGGGAACCAACCGUCCAAUUGCGAGAGGCUCGCCAGAGCGACGACUCUCCGCGCAUGUGCGCCCUCAGUUGAAACGCUUUAGCAAGUCCCGGCUUCCGGCCGGCGGCGCAUGCGCAGUUCUGGUUACUGUGCGCUCGGAGCUACUCUGUGGGUCAGCACGGUACUCAAGGGCCUCUGGGAAGAUGGCGGGGGCGGGCAUGGCUACCCUGGGCUCUUGGGUACCUCGUCGGAGGUGGGGCAGAGAGGCCGUCUUCUUAGGCUUCUACCGUGGCCUCAGCGCGUUACUUGCAAGGAAGUCGGAGCGGACGCCACGGUGGGUCCCAGCUUGCAGACCAAAGUCAUCGGUCUCUUUCCUUAGUCGACCAGACCUUCCAAACCUGGCUUAUAAGAAGCUAAAAGGCAAAAGUCCGGGAAUUAUCUUCAUCCCUGGCUAUAUUUCUAAUAUGAAUGGUACAAAAGCAUUGGCGAUUGAAGAGUUUUGCAAAUCUCUAGGUCACGCCUAUAUAAGGUUUGAUUACUCAGGAGUUGGAAAUUCGGAUGGUAACUUACAAGAAUGCACAGUGGGAAAAUGGAGAAAAGAUGUUCUUUCUAUAAUUGAUGACUUAGCUGAAGGACCACAGAUACUUGUUGGAUCUAGCCUCGGUGGAUGGCUUAUGCUUCAUGCUGCAAUCGCAAGGCCACAAAAGGUCGUUGCUCUUAUUGGUAUAGCCACAGCUGUAGAUGGCCUAGUGAUACAGUUUAAUCAGCUCCCUGUUGAGGUAAAAAAGGAAAUAGAGGUGAAAGGUGUGUGGAGCAUGCCAUCAAAAUACAGUGAAAAAGGAGUUUAUGACAUUCAGUACAGUUUCAUUAAAGAAGCUGAACACCACUGCUUGUUACAUAGCCCUAUUCCUGUGAACUGCCCUAUAAGAUUGCUCCACGGCAUGAAAGAUGACAUCGUACCUUGGCAUACAUCCAUACAGGUUGCCGACCGAGUAGUCAGCAAAGAUGUUGAUGUCAUCCUCCGAAAAAACAGUGAUCACAGAAUGAAGGAAAAAUCGGACAUUCAACUUCUUGUUUACACUAUUGAUGACUUAAUUGAUAAGCUUUCAACUGUAGUUAACUAGAAUCACAUUUUUAGUUGGUAUGAACUAACGGAUCCAGAAAAUUGGAAGAAGGAUGUAAGACCCUGAUACUUGGGUUUUUUCCUCUUACGUCUCUGUUUUGUAAAUAUCACAUGAGUAUUUAUUUAACGCUGUAUGAUAUAAGUGAUACAAAUUGUGACGAAAGUAUAAGCUGCUGUCUGGAAAAUUUUCUUCCUUCCAUCCUUGAUUUCUUUUAAUUGAAGUAGAGUUGACACAGUGUUAUAAUAGUUUCAGGGAUACAACAUAGUGGUUGGACAGCUCUAUAUGUUAUGCUAUGCUCACCACAGAUGUAGCUGCCACCUGUCACCAUGCAGCACUGUUAGAGUGCCACCGACUGUUCCCUCUGCUGUGCCUUUCAUCCCGUGACCCACUCAUUCUGUACCUGGAAACCUGUGUCUCCCAGUCCCCUUCACCUAUUUUUGCCCAUCCCCCCCACCCUCUCCCUUCUGACAACCACCAGUUCUCUGCAUUUAUGGGUCUGUUUCUGCUUUGUUUGUUGUUUGUUUUGCUUUUUAGGUUCCACAUGUAAGUGAAGUAAUACUGUGUUGUCUUUCUCUUGUCUGACUUCACGUAACCUAGUACCCUCUAGGUCUGUCCAUGUUGCGUGUUGAUUUUUUUUUAUUACUAAAAGAUUUCCUACUUUUUUAUUCGAGGUAAUUUGUUUGCUAAAUGCUUAUGUUAACCAGGACAGCUCUUAAUUGUGUUCUCUUCUACUUAGAAUUGUUAAUAAAGCUUGAAUUUUUUUGUCCUUUGUCGUCGAUCAUAUAUGGAAAUUUGUAAAAUUGCUUCUGAUUUUAAAAUGCUAUUCACAAAAUACAGGACAAUGUUUAUUGAAGUAAAUCUGAAAUGAUUGGAAAAAAUUAGGUGUGAUAAAGUUCAAAACGUCAGAAUAUGACUAUUAAAUUCUACAUGUUAUAUUUGA
Felis catus (domestic cat) is the source of this 2271-nucleotide messenger RNA. RefSeq names its product abhydrolase domain containing 10, depalmitoylase (gene ABHD10). Gene Ontology annotation, cellular component: mitochondrion. The record is from RefSeq and is a predicted model, not a curated record. Lineage: Eukaryota; Metazoa; Chordata; Mammalia; Carnivora; Felidae. The transcript has 5 exons. Bases 204 to 1331 code for a protein of 375 amino acids. Gene Ontology annotation, molecular function: palmitoyl-(protein) hydrolase activity; hydrolase activity, hydrolyzing O-glycosyl compounds. Gene Ontology annotation, biological process: protein depalmitoylation.